Molecule: messenger RNA, 441 nt
Organism: Lactuca saligna
Lineage: Eukaryota; Viridiplantae; Streptophyta; Magnoliopsida; Asterales; Asteraceae
Source: the annotation of a GenBank genome assembly
AUGGCGGAUGUUUACAUUGCUAAGAAGCUAUCCAAAUUAGGUAAACGUUUUGCCUUUGUUCGUUUUAUUAAAGUUUCAGAUGAGAAAUUAUUGGAAAGAAAGAUUAGAGAAAUUUGGUUGGGUUCAUACCACCUGUUUGCUUCAGUAGCUCGUUUUCAGCGAGAAUCUGAUCGUAAGAGGCGGUCUGAUUCACAUGUACAUGGUGAUCAGGUGGUGUCGAAAAUUAAUAGGCAAGGGCAAGAAUCCUAUGCAACUGUGGUUAAGGGGGGGAAAGGCAUGCAUAGGCUGAAAGAGCCUAAAUUUACUGUUUGUACUUUCUCUGGGAAGGAAAUAUGCAAUAAUCUAUCCUUAAAGGCUUCAGUGUUUGCGAAACUCGGGGAUAUUAGAUUGAUUCAAAAUUUGUUUGUUUUAUUGAAAGAAGAAGGCUUUAAUGAUCUUUAA